UCAUAAUAACGACACAUGACGGAUGAGCCGGGUCAGACCCGGUUUAUUAAAAUAUUUGUGAACCACGUUCCGGUUUAUCGUUACUCCACACACACAAACCUAAAACCCUAUUUCUCUCCGUGUAUCGGCCAUCAUAAAAUAACUAGGGUUUUGGAUUUCGUCAGUGAAUCUCUGUUUUUGGAGUUCAGAUACAACUCUUUUUCCACUCUUGUUCUGAACCCACAGAGAACUCUGAUAAAUAUGGCUGCGAAGAACAAUAUACCAACCCCAGUAGACAGAGAACAGAUCUUUGGUAUGGCAGAAAAGGAGAUGGAGUAUAGGGUUGAAUUGUUCAACAAGCUUACCCACACAUGUUUCAAUAAGUGCGUAGAGAAACGGUACAAGGAAGCAGAGCUAAACAUGGGUGAAAAUAGUUGCAUCGAUCGUUGUGUUUCAAAGUAUUGGCAGGUGACCAAUCUCAUUGGACAGCUGCUUGGUUCCAAUCGGCCUCCAAUGUGAAUUUUUUUGCAUACUAAUCAAAUUAAGCAAUAUUAGAAGAUUGCUGCCAAAGAAAAGCAGGAGAUUUUAGUUAAUUACUUCGUUCCUGCCUUGGAUACACGUACCUUAGUUGUUUUCAUUUUGUUGUUAAUGUAUGACUUCAAAUUAAUGGGUUACUAUUGCAAGAUGUUGCUAUGGGUUGGAAUAAAAUUGGCCAUGAAAUUCACAAUACACAAAAAUUGUUGGACCUGCUUGUACGUAAGGUGUAAAUUGAAAAUUUUGAUUUCUCAUCGUAGGGCUUAUGCAUUGGCUUCUUCAAGGAACGAAGAACCGAAGUUAUGUCAAGAUAUGCCUUUUGGUUUUUCUCAUGUUUCCAUUCAAUGCUGCUAUCUUUUCUUGGAACUUCGUUUUAUGAUUAAUGAAGUUCUUUUCCUUUGUCAAAAAAUAAUAAAUAAAAAACCGUGUCAUCACUGAUUUGAUUUGAUUU
This is a messenger RNA of Camellia sinensis, 964 nucleotides long. RefSeq lists its product as uncharacterized. Gene Ontology annotation, biological process: protein insertion into mitochondrial inner membrane. The record is from RefSeq and is a predicted model, not a curated record. Lineage: Eukaryota; Viridiplantae; Streptophyta; Magnoliopsida; Ericales; Theaceae. Gene Ontology annotation, cellular component: mitochondrial inner membrane.